ACAAACCACCUUCCAGACAGGCCCUAAGUAUACACAUGACGUUAGGGUUUUAUCUCACUUAUAUUUGUGAGCUGAAGUCUCAGUCGCCGCUCUAGCGCAUUCCCGUUCCCAAACACAUACGCGGUAUCGACGUCUCAGGUUUUUGGAUCUUCUAUAGAGCUUUUAGAUCUUCAGCAAAGAUGCAGAACGAUGAGGGGCAAAACAUGGAUCUUUACAUCCCUAGGAAAUGUUCAGCAACAAACAGGCUGAUUACUUCAAAGGACCACGCAUCUGUGCAGAUUAAUAUUGGACAUCUGGAUGAGAACGGUAUCUAUACCGGUCAAUUUACCACCUUUGCUCUUUGUGGUUUUGUCCGGGCCCAGGGAGAUGCUGACAGUGCAGUUGAUCGUCUCUGGCAGAAGAAGAAAGCUGAAGUUCGACAGCAGUAGCGAAUUUUAGCCAUGAUGACUACAGUAGGCAUGCAUUGCCAUUUGGGAAAAUUUUCUUGCUGUUGCUAGAGACCGAAUUUUCUCGUUAUUUGCUGAAAUGUUACUGAAAUGCUUGAUGAUGAUGUGUACCUGUGUUGCCUUUAUUUAUUUAGUAAUGUUUUAUGGGGAUAACAGUUAAAAGAUGGUAUCUACCUGAGUGUUUGGCUUUAUUUAUUAGCAAUGUGUAAUGUGGACGUGUGCGUCUUUGCUGGUGCUAGUGUUUAUUAGAUUGAUCAAUGUUGCUUGA
Cornus florida is the source of this 714-nucleotide messenger RNA. Its product is annotated as small ribosomal subunit protein eS21. The transcript has 4 exons. NCBI's taxonomy places the organism in Eukaryota, Viridiplantae, Streptophyta, Magnoliopsida, Cornales, Cornaceae. Bases 180 to 428 code for a protein of 82 amino acids. The record is from RefSeq and is a predicted model, not a curated record. Gene Ontology annotation, biological process: endonucleolytic cleavage in ITS1 to separate SSU-rRNA from 5.8S rRNA and LSU-rRNA from tricistronic rRNA transcript (SSU-rRNA, 5.8S rRNA, LSU-rRNA); endonucleolytic cleavage to generate mature 3'-end of SSU-rRNA from (SSU-rRNA, 5.8S rRNA, LSU-rRNA); translation. Gene Ontology annotation, cellular component: cytosolic small ribosomal subunit; ribosome. Gene Ontology annotation, molecular function: structural constituent of ribosome.